Messenger RNA from Papilio xuthus (Asian swallowtail), 5492 nucleotides. RefSeq names its product Related to Sod. The transcript has 23 exons. Lineage: Eukaryota; Metazoa; Arthropoda; Insecta; Lepidoptera; Papilionidae. Bases 127 to 4593 code for a protein of 1488 amino acids. Gene Ontology annotation, molecular function: metal ion binding. Gene Ontology annotation, biological process: superoxide metabolic process. The record is from RefSeq and is a predicted model, not a curated record.
UUAGUCAUGAGACGGCAGACGGCAAGUGGGCAAGUGAAACUCGACAUCUCGACAAUGCGCGGGCGCAGGCCAUCAGAGAGGAACAUAUUCUGUUGAUAAACAUGUAACGUUGUAUUACCUGUGAAAAUGUUUAUCAAAUAUUGUGAUGUGGUGCCAAAGUUGAUUAGUUUAGUUAUUUCAGUGGUUCUACUUGAAGAAUGCAAGUGUCUAGUGCUGCGCGCGUACAUCUCGCAGCACGGGCUGCAUGGCGAGAUCGAGUUCUCUAACAAAAAUGACACGCUCAUCAGCAUCCGCACCAACCUAAAGCCGACGCUGCAGCACCCCGACGGCGUCUGGCGGUGGACCAUACACGAGUUCCCCGUCGAUUACCAGGACCUCAGCGACGAGAGGUGCUCCGAUGCCAGUCUAGGCACAGAAGUCAUAGAUCUCACCGAGGAGCUGGGAUACCUGAUUAUUCCUGGCAAAGAUCACGCCGAGUUCGAGAGCAAGAACAGCCUGACCGGUCCUCUGGGCUUGUGGGGGAAGAGUAUAGUGUUAGAGACGGCGGAGAGAGACAGAGUGGUGUGUGCAUCUAUUCUAUCGACGGAGAAACUUUACGAGAAAUAUGCUGAGGCGAGAUUUACGUCUCCCAUCGCAGGGAGCCUCACCUUCCGCUGGCUGUACACGAGGGACUUCGACGAGUCGGACGCGUUCCUCCUCGCUGACCUGUAUCACACGAAGGCCAACCAGGACAAGGGGGAAUUUACUCAACACAAGUGGAAACUGUUUGUGACGGACAUAUUUGAUUCGGACAAGGGCAAUUACGAGGACAACUGUAACGUCCUGCAGGCAGUGUUCGACCCCGAGAACAGCGGGGACGGGAUGAGUGUGGGCGACCUGGACUCGCGCCUGGGCCUCAUUCGGGUGGCGACAGACCCGAGCACGCACCGACUGCGGCGGCUUUACAAGGACGAGGUGCUGGGCCUCCUGCGCGCAGACAUGGAGGUGACGCGCCGUAGCCUCUACGUCGUCAUUUAUGACAACCGGCACGCCGACAGCUUUCUCGCCUGCGCCAAGCUGCGUUCCAGCCAGCCCAAGAAUGCCAAGGCAUUGAUCAAUAUGGACGGCAUCCGGGGCACGGUGGACUUCGUGCAGCGGUCGCCGUUCGACCCGACGUGGGUGAACUUCCAGCUGGGCGCGGCGGACCAGGAGUACGAGUCCAACCUACGGUUUGUGGGCGCCAUGCAGCAGUAUAACAUUCGGCAGGUGCCGGCGCGUCUACUCGGCCCCGACCUCGUACAAUCCAUGUGCAACACGACUGGAGAACUGUACAACCCCACCGGCAUUAAUCUGAACGAUGUGCCUCCGCCAGGCAUGGGCACGAUGGAUCAGUACCCAGUUGGGGCGCUGCUAGGCAAGUACAAGGAGCGCACGGAGUACCUGAACCACCGCUACCUGCUGCCCGGGCUGGCCGACGAGCUGAGCGGCGCCUACUGGGACGUCUACCUGCCGCUCUACGGCCGCCACAGCGUCAUGCACAGGCCGCUCGUGCUCGAGAGACGAUCGCCAAAGCCGGAGGUGUGCGGCACGCUGCUGUCGUACGAGGACAACACCGAGUACCAGACGCCGAUGACUUCGGCCCAGGUCAUCUUCCGCUACCCUCUCGUCGGCCGCGUCAUAUUCCGACAGCCGCAGGACAGGCCCUGGGAGGAUACCACCAUCAUCAUCGAAGAUAUGGUGCACGCGGACGGUUCGAACGUGAACAACACGUUUGAGCACCGGUGGGCGGUGCACGAUCAGCCGCCCGGCAAGGACUACUACAACUGGACGAGCCGCUGUCUCAGCGCCGGAGACAUCUUCGACCCCGCCGCCCUCGACCUCGACACGCGCCACCCCGACACCUACUGCCGCCCCGACCUCGCGCUCUGCAGGAUCGGGGACCUCACCACCAGGCACGGCACGCUGGCGGUGGCGGGCAAGAAGCGCGACAGCGCGCGGUUGACGCGCAAGCUGUUCACGGAUACGUCGCUGCCGCUGAUGGGGAGGAACUCGGUGCUGCGGAGGUCGCUGGUGAUCUACGACGACCACGGCCCCGUCGCCCGCGGAGAGAGAAUGGCUUGCUCCUUAAUCAACGGUCUGCACCGGCGCAAGGCGGUGGUGCGCGACUGGUUCGGCAACGGGCAGCGCGAGGCGCCCACCGGCCGCCUGGAGCUGGUGCAGCAGUCCGAGUACGACGUCACCAACGUGCAGGUGCAGCUGUCAGGUCUGCGCGACGCACACAACUACGUGCUGCACGAGGUGCCGGUGGAGAAGGAGCUGGAGUUCCCGUGCGAGAGGACCACGCUCUACGACGCGUACAACCCCUUCCACGUGAACAAGUCGCUCAGUCCGCCGCCCAUGAGAGGUACAGCAGACCAGUACGAGCUCGGUGACUUCGGUGACAAGUACGGCUUGCUGGAUGACUUCAAGUCGUUCAACGCGAUUUUUAACGAGACGCAGAUGUCGCUGUUCGGUCCCUACAGCAUCCUCGGGCGCUCCGUCGUUAUACACCAAAAUAGCAAGAACCGCAGGUCGGCGUGCUCGAGCGUGGAGCGCGGCUACAGCCCCUCGGAGGCGCGGGAGAUCCGCGGCAUCGCCUCCUUCCACCACCCGGGAGGGUUCGCGCGCGGCUUCGUGCGUCUCACCCAGCUCGUCCACAACGACGGCAGCGUCAGCGACACCGUCAUACAAGUCGACCUGCGCUACCCCGGCGACCGCGACCGCAACCUGACACACGGCCACAAGUGGGAGAUCUUCGUGAACCCGGUGGGCGUGGACGCGGCGGUGAAGGUGACCAACACGCGGUGCGUGGCCGGCGGCUACAGGUGGAACCCCUACUUCACCCAGCUCGCGGAUCCCCUUAACCACGACUUGUACGAGGCGGAGUGCGGCGCGGACAACCCGCUGCGCUGCGACGUGGGCGACCUCACCGCAAGACUCGGCACCCUCACAAUAGGAGGCGAGCGGCAGAUGUUCAUGGACAGCAACUUCCCGCUGGAGGGCGCGGUGUCCGCCAUGGGCCGCUCCAUCGUCAUCUUCGGCCCCGAGCGCAGCGGCGAGCGCUUCGCCUGCGCCAACAUCCAGCCCGACAAGGACAUCAUCAAAUACGUCAACAUCAUGAAGCCGCCGCGAUUCGUCUUGGGCGCGUUCCUGGAGGAGAUGCGCGGAGUGAUGGGCGUGCCGGCGUGGAUGGUGGGCGUCGACUCGCGGCGCACGCGCGAGCUGCACCACGGCGCCUGCGUCCAGGUCCUGCUGCACUUCACCGGCCCCGACGCCAACAGGCUCGAGCUGGACUUCACCAGGUUGCUGGCGUCGGGUCGACUGGACUCGCCCAGCAUCUUCAUCCCGGGCUACGUGAACAGCAAGCGCAAGCGCACCACCUCGCACCGUCACUGCGGCGUCACAGACCCCAACGAGAGGAAGAGGAACCUGGAGGGGCCGUUCCUGUUCUUCGGGCCGCGAUCCCUGGAGAAGUACAAGCGGACUGCGCUGCGCUACCUGGAGCAGGAUGACCUGAUGAGGAUCUACGGCGAGCAGGCGGCCAUCGUGGUCUUCAACAACCAGGACCCGGUACCGCUGUCCAGCGGUUACUUUCCGCGCCUGAGGAAGAUGCUGGAGCGGCAGAGCGUGUUGGUGUUGCCGCAAGACUUCCUUGACGUACACCCCGACUAUGUCAGCAAUGAGACACAGGUGCUGACGCUGCAAGGGCCGUGGUCGGAGCGCGACGCUCAGAUGACAGAGACGUUCGCACGGUUGCAGGACAUAUACGGGCCGGGUCGCGUGCUCGGCGUCCUGGGCAAUUCGGUGUCGCAGAGCCAGACGGAGUAUCUGGGACCUGAGGGUACGGAACCGGGCGAGUGGGUCGAAGCAGGCCGGGUGAAGCGCGAGGUCACGGAUGCGCCUAGGUCCACGCAACUUGCGGCGGCCGUCGAUGACGACAAGCCCGCGAAGGUGCUGCCCAAGUACGCCCUCUACAAUGCCACUGGUCCGCCGGGCAAGGCGGCGCUGCUGUACUCGUCGGGCUGGCCGGAGCUGCAAUGGGCGGACGGCAGCGUCACCGUGUUGGAUACGCCCAUCGGCGAGCCCACCAUUAAGCCCACGCGCCUCUACACCAUCCUCGUGGUGCGCUUCGCCGACGGCGACAACACUAGGGAUAAGAUAACUUUGGAGUUCAGCUUCAAACAGUCGGCGGGCUGGUGGACUGCGGCGGGUGUGGAGGUAAGGCGCGGUCGGGGCGCUGGAAUCGGCUUGCUGCCGCCUGCGCCGCCAGCAGCGCCUGCAGCGGUGCUGGGCCGCGCUUACAGCUGCCCGCAGCCGCUCGUGUACGCGGCUGAGAACGCAACACUCACCUUCCCAGAUAUAAUGAUGCAACCAUUCAUGGAGAACACUCAGAAGUUUGCCGACGCUUUCGACUGCAUCGGCUUCACCUCCGUCCCGAUAUGGUCGGGUCUGAUGGUGUCAUGCAUCCUGGUGCUCGGGCUGGCCUUGUCUAUCUGCAUGAUCAUGGAUAUCAAGACAAUGGACCGCUUCGAGACGAGUCGAAGCAAACAGCUGACAAUCACUGUCAGCGAAUGAACAUUAACAAGAAACGUCACCCUCCGCGGAUCGCAUGCCAUUUCUACGUGGGUCAACAGACAUUAUUUACUUUACUUUCUUUAUGUUGAAUAAUAAUAAUAUCGACCUGUGAAAAUAGUUUAAAAUAAAUAAAUAGGAGAUAGCGAUAGGGCGCCGUGUGGCGCCGGCGAUAGAAUGCCGCCACCCCAUGUCCUCCCGUGGGUGUCGUAAGAGGCGACUAAGGGAACUCUGGGGGCCGCUCCACCGAUCUUUGUAAGUCGCGCUGACGUCGGAGAGGUGUGGUGCUCGGGUUGCGGCCGUCUCUUGCUCCACGCCGCUUGCACUCGGCCUCGCGGCCGUCAGGGGGCGCGACUGGCUUCUUACGAUGCCAUGUUCUAGCUCGCGAGCCGCGUCUCUACUCUCGUGGACGAGCGGCGACCGCUGGCGUCUCCCGCAGCGCGCGCCUCCGACGUUAGCGCGACUCACUAGGUCCAGCUCCCAAUCCCGUGCUGUUGUGGGAUUUAAAAAGAAUGCAACAGCUGCUUAUCCUCCCGGGCAAGCCGUACGAGGCGGCAGAGGGAUGUAUAUAUUGCCGAAUGCCGUGUGCUCGGUGAAACCAUCUUUGUUUGUGCGUAUAUCCAGAAUAAGGCUAUUCGUAAGUCAUAGGUUAGCCAGAUGGGGUCUUGGAAGACGUCGCUUUCCAGGACCAGGUCUGGGCACGUAGGUUAAGUGAAAGAGAAUAUUAGGCAUUGCACUUCGCUGGUAACAUGGCAUCGUGGCCGUUUGUGGGGAUUUGCAGUAGUCGUGUCCAGACGCUGGGUCCGGCGAGCCGGCUGCCGCGCUCCCGCGCCGUACGCCUGCCGGACACAGCGGCGCCUUAAAUCCUUCAAACGACGCCAUGCCCUUGUGCAAUUUUUUAA